AUGUGGUUCUUGGGAUGGAACAUCGUGUGCGGCUUCGCUCAUAGCAAAAGUCUGCUCAUAGCCUCGAGAUUCCUUGCCGGCUUCGGGGCAAGUGCCAUAUUUGCCCUCUCGGGUGGAGUUUUGGGGGACAUUUGGACGCCAGAGGACCGUGGCCGGUUGCUUGGAGUUUAUUGGCUUCUUCAGUUGCUCGCACCGGCGGUCGGUCCUAUCAUCGGCGGGUUUAUUGGCCAGUACACGACCUGGCGCUGGGCGUUCUGGUCGACUUCCAUCUUUCAAGGCUUCAUGUCACUUGUGUCGUGCGUUGCCUACCAUGAGACAUAUGUUCCCUUGAUAAUCGGCAAGCGGGCCUUCAAGCUCCGCCGGGAGACUGGAGAUGCGAGGUACCACACCGUAUAUGAGCGUCUCGACAAUGAACACUCCGCGGCUAAGUUGAUAUACCAAGCGAUGACACGACCAAUGAGACUCCUGGCCUUCCACCCCAUCAUCCAGAUUGCAUCGCUCAUCUCCGCCUUCUGGUACGGCACGCUAUACAUAGCCCUGUCCAGCUUCUCCACGCUCUGGACUUCCUACUGCGGCGAACCGGUCUCAACCUCAGGCCUACAUUAUAUUGCCUGCGCCCUAGGCGAGCUCGUUGGUGCACAAGCAGCAGGCCCCCUGAUGGACGCACUAUAUCGCUACAUGGUCGACCGCUCCCCUGACAAGAAACAGAGUCCCGAGUUCCGCAUCCCAUUGAGUUACCCCGGCGGACUGUUGGCACCCCUGGGUCUCUUCAUCUACGGCGCGGUACCGGGUACACUGGGUCGCAGUUGA
This is a messenger RNA of Diaporthe citri, 810 nucleotides long. RefSeq lists its product as uncharacterized. The record is from RefSeq and is a predicted model, not a curated record. Lineage: Eukaryota; Fungi; Ascomycota; Sordariomycetes; Diaporthales; Diaporthaceae. The transcript has a single exon. The coding region runs from base 1 to 810 and encodes 269 amino acids. Gene Ontology annotation, biological process: transmembrane transport. Gene Ontology annotation, molecular function: transmembrane transporter activity.